Molecule: messenger RNA, 751 nt
Organism: Spea bombifrons (plains spadefoot toad)
Lineage: Eukaryota; Metazoa; Chordata; Amphibia; Anura; Pelobatidae
Product: sulfotransferase 1C1-like
Exons: 4
Coding region: 1-501 (166 amino acids)
Biological process (GO): sulfation
Cellular component (GO): cytoplasm
Molecular function (GO): sulfotransferase activity
Source: RefSeq, a predicted model, not a curated record
AUGAAGCCAAAGACAGCUUACUCAACCAAAGGGAGAAAUGAUGUCCAACUGAGCAGAACACAUGGAUGCAACCAAACCAAAUCUACCCGUAAAACGAGCUCCGUAAAGCUCUCCUUCCACACCAUGGGCUGGGGCAACUGGUUUGACCAUGUCAUCGGCUGGUGGAAAGCUAAGGAGAAGCAUCAGAUCCUGUACUUGUUCUACGAGGAUAUGAAGGAGGACCCAAAACGUGAGAUCAGGAAAAUCAUGAGGUUCAUUGGAAGGGAUCUUCCGGAGGAUGUUCUGGAGAAGAUAGUUCAGCACACCUCGUUCCAGUCCAUGAAAGACAACCCAAUGGCCAACUACACCUCCCUGCCUUCUUCUCUGCUAGACCAUUCCUGCUCAUCUUUCAUGAGAAAAGGAGAAGUUGGCGAUUGGAUGAAUCACUUUACUGUAUCUCAGUCGGAGAAAUUUGAUGCUGAAUAUGAGAAGAAGAUGACAGGGACGGACCUUAAAUUCUGAUUCAGUAUUUAAAGCCUCUGUCCCACUGCUAGAGCAUUGAGGGCCAUUCCAUCAUUUAGGCCGACAACGUGCCCAAUGGCUGAGACGGACCUUGCAUGAUCCAGAUUGGUGUUUCUGGAAUAUGGCCUCUGUGAUCAUGGAGGUUUCCUAUCCCUUUCACCCAAAUAAACAUAAAGCGAUCUCUGAAAGACCUCUCGAGAAGAUGCAUCAAGUGACCCAAUGAAGCCAAAGACAGCUAACUCAACCAAAG